Messenger RNA from Anopheles moucheti, 2342 nucleotides. RefSeq names its product sodium-independent sulfate anion transporter. Gene Ontology annotation, biological process: transmembrane transport. The transcript has 5 exons. Lineage: Eukaryota; Metazoa; Arthropoda; Insecta; Diptera; Culicidae. The record is from RefSeq and is a predicted model, not a curated record. Bases 114 to 1937 code for a protein of 607 amino acids. Gene Ontology annotation, molecular function: sulfate transmembrane transporter activity. Gene Ontology annotation, cellular component: membrane.
ACGGAAAAGCCUUGUUGUACUAGAAUGGAUCGCCCAACAAAAUACGUUUGAUGGGCACGGCAAAGCAUCUACCAUACGCACCGAGGCAGAAGCAAGCUGAACGCCACUGAAACAUGGGUUUGUCACGCGUGGAACGUGUCGUUCCUGGGACACGUUGGCUGCGCGGAUAUACGGCACAGUUUGUGGUAGCGGAUUUGAUCGCCGGUGUAACGGUUGGAUUGACAGUACUUCCACAAGGGCUGGCUUACGCGACGCUUGCCGGGUUGGAACCACAGUAUGGUUUAUAUUCCGCUUUUAUCGGUGGGGUAGUGUACGCAUUGUUGGGCGGAUGCCGUGAGGUUACGAUUGGACCGACUGCUUUACUAUCGCUCAUGACCAGUCGACACACGGGCUACGGUGGAGAUUCUGGCCCACAGCUCGCUAUAUUACUGUGCUUCCUGUCCGGUGUGGUGGAGUUGCUAAUGGCCGUUUUACGGCUAGGUGCGCUGGUGGAUCUCAUUUCGCUCCCAGUUACCGUGGGCUUCACAUCGGCCACGGCGCUCAUCAUUGGGGCGUCUCAGCUGAAGGCGUUGCUCGGUAUUCGUGGCGGUUCUGGGUCAGGAUUCGCCAGUACCGUGCGCACUGUAUUUGAAAAGAUUGGCGAAGCACGUGUAGCCGAUAGUAUUCUCGGGGUCGUCUCAAUCGCUGUACUGCUCGCCAUGAGGAAAUUGAAAGACAUCAAAACACCCGCAGACGCUACGAGAGGACGUAAAAUUGUAGGGCUUGUGUGCUGGUUAGUUGCAACGGCGCGGAACGCACUGGUAGUGUUGAUUACUAGUUUCGUUGCGUUUUACUACGAUCAGCGAGGUGAACGGCCCUUUAUCCUGACAGGCACGGUUAAGAGUGGUAUACCGGAUUUCCAGCUGCCACCAUUCAGUACAGUUCUGCCGGAAGGUGGAGGACCAAAUGGAACCAGCCCGGUACAGCUGGGUUUUACCGGUAUGAUCGAAGAGCUGGGUGCCUCGAUUGCGCUCGUCCCAAUCAUUGCCGUGCUUGGAAAUGUGGCCAUAUCGAAAGCAUUCGGUGGAAGCGGCAUCAAUCCGACGCGUGAACUGGUCGCCCUUUCGUUGAGCAACAUUUGUGGAUCGUUCUUCAGUUCCUUUCCAGUUACCGGGUCGUUUUCGCGCAGUGCUGUGAAUCAUGCCAGUGGUGUGAAGACCCCGAUCGGUGGCAUCUACACAGGUGCGCUGGUGCUGCUGGCAUUAGGUGUACUAACACCCUAUUUUCAAUUCAUUCCGAAAGCCGCCCUGAGUGCGGUGAUCAUAUCAGCGGUCAUAUUUAUGAUUGAGUACGAAGUAAUUCGACCGUUGUGGCGCUGCAACAAACGAGAAUUAAUCCCGGGCGCCGUAACGUUCGUGUUGAGUUUGAUCGUCGGUGUCGAGCUGGGACUGUUGGCCGGAGUGCUGACCGAUCUGGCCUUCGUCGUAUAUCGCACUGCUCGUCCAUUGUUGACCGUUAGUGUUGCGAAUACUUCUCUCGGUGCGCAGUACAUUCUGAUCCGUCCAAACCAUAGCGUUAUAUAUUUCCCUGCCGUCGAGUGGGUUCGAAACGUUACGUCUAAAGCUAUCAAACAGCACGGUAACAUUCCGGUCGUGUUCGACUGUCGGUUAGUGAACGAAUUUGACUACACUGCCGCGACUGGAUUGCAAAUGCUGCGUAAAGAGCUGGAAAAGAAAAAGAUUCCAUUGAUCAUAUAUGGGUCAUCAAGCGAGGUAAGGAAGCUCCUGCAGGAAACCCUGAAAAGCAGCCUGCUGGAAGUUAGUAAUGAUGACGAGCUAGAGAUGUUGCUCCAAGAGUUGUCCACCGCUGAGGGAGGUAAGCAUGAGCUGCGCGAAGUCGUUACACCGCUCCUAUCGCCCGAACGUACACCGCCCAUCGCUGAUAUCGAAUUGUCUUAAGUGUAUCCCAGAACGUGCCUUCUAUGUGUCGUGUGUCUGUAAAUGUGUAAAUGGUAGAUGUGCAUUCGUUUGAUUCAUUUAAUCGUUUAGUGUUACGCGUCAUUCAACCAUCGGACAAAAUUUCAUUGCAUAUGUGUUAUGUUUGUAAGUUGUGCGGAGCAGUGUUGAUGUUCCUUUCUGUUUGUAUCCCCUAUCUUGACCAACCGGAUAUAGGUGUAGGAUAAGAUAAACAAACGCAAAAGCACUCCUGGACAAAGACGAUUUCUCACAAAACGAAACUACUUCGCGGAAUUAUUACCAAUUGGCCAUUGACCAGCGUAUCGAAUUAAUUGUUUUACCAUGUUUCUACAAGCUUUGUGAAUGUAAAGAAUACAUAAAUAAAUUAAACGACGUUAAAAAACACAA